Diachasma alloeum is the source of this 1678-nucleotide messenger RNA. Its product is annotated as dnaJ homolog subfamily C member 17. Gene Ontology annotation, molecular function: nucleic acid binding. Gene Ontology annotation, cellular component: spliceosomal complex. The coding region runs from base 269 to 1603 and encodes 444 amino acids. Gene Ontology annotation, biological process: spliceosomal complex disassembly. Lineage: Eukaryota; Metazoa; Arthropoda; Insecta; Hymenoptera; Braconidae. The record is from RefSeq and is a predicted model, not a curated record. The transcript has a single exon.
AAGAAACAAAUUAAUUUCAAAACAUUUUGAAUAGAAAUUGUUUUUUAAAAAAAAUUCAAAUUUGUUUAAUUCGGGAAAAAAUCCGCUUUUCGACAUUCUAAGAAAAUCAAAUUUUUCAUGAAAUUUUUUUUCGAAAAAAAUCAAGUUUUUUGAAGUCGAAGAAUUUUGAAUUUUUUUGUUCAAUUUUUUUGCGGAAAUCCUCUCUAAAAUCCUCGAAAACCCCCUUGACCCCCGAGACCUCCCAUAAUCCUCCCGACCCUCACCAAAAAUGGAGGACCUGAUGCACCUGGACCUGUACGGCCUCCUGGACAUCGAGCCGACGUCUACGACUUCUCAAAUAAAGACAGCCUACCGUAAGAAGGCCCUAUCCUGCCAUCCCGACAAGAACCCUGACAAUCCUAGAGCAGGGGAGCUCUUCCACCAGCUGUCACAGGUCCUAGAGAUCCUCACGGAUGAGUCAGCGAGACAAGCCUACGACAAGGUCCUCCUCGCCAAGGCGCAAGCCAAAGAGAGAUCCAAAAAGCUAGACGCCAAAAGGAAGAAGUUCAAGGACGACCUUGAAGCCAGAGAGGAGCGUUUCAAGAAUGGGAGGACAUCAUCAGGGAAGUCUGAGGAGCAGAAGCUGAAGGAAGAGAUAGAGAGAUUGGAGAAGAUGGGGUCUAAACUCGUUGAGGAGGAGGUGAACUUGAUUAACGAUCAAAUACGACAACAGUUGAGGAAGGAUCGGACAGGAGGGCCGACUGAUGAGGGACUGACUGGAAAGGUGAAGAUCAGGUGGAGGGCUGAUAAGGAUGAUGUCGACAAUGGGGGGUACAGUCAGGAGGUCCUGAUAAGGAUCAUGUCGAAAUAUGGAGAUGUGUCUGGGGUGGUUAUGUCUGGAAAAAAGGGGAGGGCUUUGGUGGAGUUCACAGAGAGGUCUGCCGGUGAGAUGGCUGUGAUGGUCGAGAGGGGCCUCGCGGGAAAUCCUCUGGGGCUUGAGGGACUCUGGGAGGGGGGGAGAAAGUUAAAAGAGAAGGAAGGGCCGUUCUUUAACGAUCAGAUUCGACAGCAGUUGAGGAGGGAUCGGACAGGAGGGCCCUAUGGGACGGGAGGGCCAGAUGCUGAGGGGCUGACUGGAAAGGUGAAGAUCAGGUGGAGGGCUGAUAAGGAUGAUGUCGACAAUGGGGGGUACAGUCAGGAGGUCCUGAACAGCAUCAUGUCGAAGUAUGGAGAUGUGUCUGGGGUGGUUAUGUCUGGGAAGAAGGGAAGGGCUUUGGUAGAGUUCACAGAGAGGUCUGCUGCUGAGAUGGCUGUGAUGGUCGAGAGGGGCCUCGCGGGAAAUCCUCUGAAGCUCGAAGGACUCUGGGAGGGGGAGGGGAGGACCAACAAGACAGAAGGGCUGACCAAGACAGAAGGGCCAAAUUCGAGAGUUUUUCCAUCUUCUGGAGAAAGGUUUGGGCAGGGGAGGACUCCCACGACUUUUCCGAGCUUUUCGUCAGCUCCUGAUAUCUUCGCGGGAGGGACGGAUCAGAACUUUGAGAGCAUUGUCCUGGGGAACUUGAGGAGGGCAGAGGAGCGGAAGAAGCUCAUUCAGGAGAUGAUGGAGGAGGACGAGAAGAGUUGAGAUUCUGGGAGAUGAAGGAUUAGAAUAUUAAUGACUGAAUGAAUAUUUGACUUUAUAAAAUAAGAGAAUGUUGGA